UCCUGGCGGCCGCAGGGUUUUACUGCAGGGGCCCCGCAGGGCUCAGUGACGCUGCGGCCGCCUCCUGCCUAGGUCCGGGGGUGCGGUCGUGCAAUAGGAAGCCGAGGGCGUUGCAAGCUUCCCUUCGGGCAUCAGCUACCUGGCCCCACGUCUUGCGGGGUGCAUUCCAGAGACACCUCCGGAGACCCCACCUGUGCUCCCUGGAACUCCCUUCGCGCGUCCGCCAUGCCUCUAAGCCGCACUUUGUCCAUGUCCUCACUGCCAGGACUGGAAGAUUGGGAGGAUGAAUUCGACUUGGAGAACACAGUGCUCUUCGAAGUGGCCUGGGAGGUGGCCAACAAAGUGGGCGGCAUCUACACGGUGCUGCAGACGAAGGCGAAGGUGACAGGAGAUGAGUGGGGCGACAACUACUACCUGGUGGGACCGUACACGGAGCAGGGAGUGAGGACCCAGGUGGAGCUGCUCGAGCCCCCAACCCCCGCUCUGAAGAGGACACUGGACUCCAUGAACAGCAAGGGCUGCAAGGUGUAUUUCGGGCGCUGGCUGAUCGAGGGGGGCCCCCUGGUGGUACUCCUGGACGUGGGAGCCUCAGCCUGGGCCCUGGAGCGCUGGAAGGGGGAGCUCUGGGACACCUGCAACAUCGGGGUGCCCUGGUACGACCGCGAGGCCAACGACGCCGUCCUUUUUGGCUUCCUCACCACCUGGUUCCUGGGUGAGUUCCUGGCCCAGAGUGAGGAGAAGCCGCAUGUGGUUGCGCAUUUCCAUGAAUGGCUGGCAGGCGUCGGGCUCUGCCUGUGCCGUGCCCGGCGGCUGCCUGUGGCCACAAUCUUCACUACCCACGCCACGCUGCUUGGGCGAUACCUGUGUGCCGGUGCCGUGGACUUCUACAACAACCUGGAGAAUUUCAAUGUGGACAAGGAGGCAGGUGAGAGGCAAAUCUAUCACCGAUACUGCAUGGAGAGGGCAGCAGCCCACUGCGCUCACGUCUUCACUACUGUGUCCCAGAUCACUGCCAUUGAGGCUCAGCACCUACUCAAGAGAAAACCAGAUAUCGUGACCCCCAAUGGACUGAAUGUAAAGAAGUUCUCUGCCAUGCAUGAGUUCCAGAACCUCCAUGCUCAGAGCAAGGCCCGAAUCCAGGAGUUUGUGCGAGGCCAUUUUUAUGGGCACCUGGACUUCAACUUGGACAAGACGUUGUACUUCUUUAUUGCCGGCCGCUAUGAAUUCUCCAACAAGGGGGCCGACAUCUUCCUGGAGGCCUUGGCCCGGCUCAACUAUCUGCUCAGAGUCAACAGCAGUGAGCAGACAGUGGUCGCCUUCUUCAUCAUGCCUGCUCGGACCAACAAUUUCAACGUGGAAACCCUCAAGGGCCAGGCCGUGCGCAAGCAGCUUUGGGAUACGGCUAACACAGUGAAGGAAAAGUUCGGACGGAAGCUUUAUGAAUCCUUGCUGGUGGGGAGCCUCCCGGACAUGAACAAGAUGCUGGACAAGGAGGACUUCACUAUGAUGAAGAGAGCCAUCUUUGCCACACAGCGGCAGUCUUUCCCCCCUGUGUGCACCCACAAUAUGCUGGACGACUCCUCAGACCCUAUCCUGACCACCAUCCGCCGAAUUGGCCUCUUCAAUAGCAGUGCUGACAGGGUCAAGGUUAUUUUCCACCCAGAGUUCCUCUCCUCCACCAGCCCCCUGCUGCCCGUGGACUAUGAGGAGUUUGUCCGUGGCUGCCACCUUGGGGUCUUCCCCUCCUACUAUGAGCCGUGGGGCUACACGCCGGCUGAGUGCACGGUUAUGGGCAUCCCCAGUAUCUCCACCAACCUCUCCGGCUUCGGCUGCUUCAUGGAGGAACACAUCGCAGACCCCUCAGCAUACGGCAUCUACAUUCUGGACCGGCGGUUCCGCAGCCUGGAUGAUUCCUGCUCGCAGCUCACCUCCUUCCUCUACAGCUUCUGCCAGCAGAGCCGGCGGCAGCGCAUCAUCCAGCGGAACCGCACCGAGCGCCUCUCCGACCUUCUGGACUGGAAAUACUUAGGCCGGUACUACAUGUCUGCGCGCCACAUGGCACUGGCCAAGGCCUUUCCAGAACACUUCACGUACGAGCCCCAUGAGACUGACACGACCCAGGGCUACCGCUACCCGCGGCCCGCCUCGGUGCCGCCGUCACCCUCGCUGUCUCGACACUCGAGCCCGCACCUGAGCGAGGAUGAGGAGGAUCCCCAGGACCAGACGCCUAACGAAGAAGGCGAGCGCUACGAUGAGGAAGCGGAGGCCGCCAAGGACCGCCGCAACAUCCGCGCCCCGGAGUGGCCGCGCCGCUCCUCCUGCGCGUCUUCCACCGGGAGCAAGCGCGGCUCGGUGGACACGGCGCCCUCCAGCUCCGUCAGCAGCCCCAGCGAGCCCCUCAGCCCAGCCAGCUCCCUAGGCGAGGAGCGCAACUAAGUCCCCGCCCACACUCCCGCCGGCCUGCCUCCCUCAUCCAGAGGGCGGAUGCGGAAAGGCGCUGUUCCUAAUCCCCACUCCAGAUCCCGAGCCUUCUGUGGGGUCCGCAGCCCCGCCCCCUCCGCCAUACACUCCAGCCCCGCCAACUCUGCCCUUGGAAUCCCCAACACUCCAGAAUCUACAACGCAGUGCCUUUCUUGGGUUCCAGUAAUGCAAAAUCUGUACCCUGGAGUCUCCCAGGCCUGGCCUGGGUCACAGAGACCAGGAAUCUGCCAAUACCCUGUCAUGGUGCCAGAGGUUUUAGGAAACCCGGACUGUCGUCUUCCAGGCUGGGCUCUUAGAACCCUUUGUGGCUUGCAAUUCUACAGCAUACAGAGCAGCACCCUGCUCAAGUCAAGCCUGGCCUGGGGACCACCAAGCUGUGUCCCUGCUCGUGGGACAGUCAAGUUCAGAGCUGGAGCACUUGCAAGGACUUGAGUUAACUGAAUGCAGAAGGUUGUCCAUUUCAACUCCAGAACUCGGGCUCUAGGACAGGGCACUCAUGUGCUGACUGUUCUGGCCCUCCCUGUGGUGUCGGGUUCUGCCUGGAGGAUCCCUCUACCCCUGCUCCCCUCUCCCUCUACACUUUAGCCAAGCAAAGGGGGGCAGAACCACUUGGCUUCUCAUUGCUACUGGAGAACAUGCAGUCUUGGUCUAGAUGCCUUUCUGGACCAGACCCUACACCUUCCCUGAGUCUGAGUUCUCCCCCAUAUCUCAAGACUCUGUGCCCUCCAGGGAGUCCCCCAGCUGAGGACAGAACUGGUUGUCUUACGACCCCCAACUGCCAGGCCCACCAUGAAACCACUGGGUUCUAGGUCCCGGCUGCUGAAUCUAGAACCUUGCCACUAUGCUGCAUCCUGGGCUAGAACUAAGCCCACUGGGUUCUAGAACUUCCAUUUUUACCUCAAGGCUCUUCUAUCCCCAAGCUGUGCCCUGUCCCCAGCUUUGGUGAAAGGGAGGUGCCCCUCACGUGUGCUGUGCUGUGUCUGAUGCACUUGGUUUGCCGUUGGGAGUGGGGGCAGAAGGGGUAUGAUUGAAGUGUGUGUGGAGAUGAAAAAAAUACAUCUAUAUUUAAGAAUCCCAGGUCUGGUCUAACAUGAAGGUUUGGUGGGCCUCUCACCUGGCUUCUCCCUCUUCGUGGCCUCCACCCUCUUUAUUUUCAAUUCCAUCUAGUUUUCCCCCUCCCACCCCUGGGUCCCUGAUUCCUUGUCUCAUUCUGCUCUCCUGGAGAGACUUAUAGUGCUAUUCUGGAUUCCAGUGUUCUUUCAAGGGAAGGUCUUGUUUAGUUGGGACCUAACUUGCAAGUAGCAAAAACUUGGGUCAAGCUCUCUUUAACAGAAAGGGGCUUUGUCACUGAAAACAGACCCACAAAGAAACCAUGAGCCAUGUGUGGCUCUUUAAGUUUCUCAGCACUAGCAAUAAGCAAGUGUUCAGUAGCCACAGGUGGCUCAUGGCUACCCUAUUGGAUGGUGCAGAUAUAGAACAUUUUAAAAGUUCUGGACAGUGCUAGCUUAGGGCACGUUUCCAGGGCUCUGUGGCCUUUGGUCUUUGACUAUGCUGUCCCCUUGGAGAGCUCUAUUUUGGGAAAAAUAUUUUUCCUUUCAGCUGUAUCUUUACUAGGUCAUAGGUGCAUCUCUGAACCAAUUGCUUUUCAGGGGAGUAAAAAGCACCGAUGUUUGGA
This is a messenger RNA of Miniopterus natalensis, 4156 nucleotides long. RefSeq names its product glycogen synthase 1 (gene GYS1). The record is from RefSeq and is a predicted model, not a curated record. Gene Ontology annotation, biological process: glycogen biosynthetic process. Gene Ontology annotation, cellular component: cytoplasm. Lineage: Eukaryota; Metazoa; Chordata; Mammalia; Chiroptera; Miniopteridae. Gene Ontology annotation, molecular function: alpha-1,4-glucan glucosyltransferase (UDP-glucose donor) activity.